This is a messenger RNA of Euleptes europaea (tarantolino), 2462 nucleotides long. It is a transcript of the gene OPHN1, whose product is annotated as oligophrenin 1. Lineage: Eukaryota; Metazoa; Chordata; Lepidosauria; Squamata; Sphaerodactylidae. Gene Ontology annotation, biological process: signal transduction. The transcript has 24 exons. Gene Ontology annotation, cellular component: cytoplasm. Bases 8 to 2413 code for a protein of 801 amino acids. Gene Ontology annotation, molecular function: GTPase activator activity; protein binding. The record is from RefSeq and is a predicted model, not a curated record.
GGCGGCCAUGGGGCACCCGCCGCUGGAGUUCCGCGCCUGCUACCUGGACAGCCCGGCCUUCCGCGAGCGCCUCAAGCGCUACGAGCAGGAGCUGGAGCGCACCAACAGGUUCCUCAAGGACGUCGUCCGCGACGGCAACGCGCUCAUCGGCGCCCUCCGCGCUUACUCAUUCGCUGUGCAAAAAUUCUCUCAGACUCUUCAGUCCUUUCAGUUUGACUUUAUUGGGGACACGCUGACAGAUGAUGAGAUUAAUAUUGCUGAAUCCUUUAAAGAAUUUGCGGAGCUUCUCCAGGAGGUGGAACUUGAGAGGUCGAUGAUGGUGCAGAACGCCAGCGAUUUGCUGAUCAAACCUCUGGAAAACUUCCGUAAGGAGCAAAUAGGACUCACCAAAGAAAGGAAAAAGAAAUUUGAGAAGGACGGUGAGAAGUUUUACUCUGUGUUAGACCGCCACUUGAAUUUAUCUUCAAAGAAAAAGGAAGCCCAGCUACAAGAAGCUGACCUACAGGUGGAUAAAGAACAGCAUGUUUUCUUUGAAUCUUCCCUGGAAUAUGUGUACCAAAUCCAAGAAGUGCAGGAAAGCAAGAAGUUCUGUAUUGUGGAGCCUGUGCUGGCUUUUCUUCACAGCCUCUUUACCUACAACAACCUGACGGUUGAGCUGACACAAGAUUUCCUUCCAUACAAGCAGCAGCUUCAGCUCAGCUUGCAGAAUACAAGGAAUCAUUUCACCAGUACACGUGAAGGGCUAGAAGACCUCAAGAAGAGGAUGAAAGAAGCUCCCUUGACCUGCAAACUACCUGGGCAGCCGACUAUAGAAGGCUAUCUGUAUACUCAAGAAAAAUGGGCUCUGGGCAUCUCGUGGGUGAAGCAUUAUUGCCAGUAUGAAAAGGAACACAGGACAUUAAGAAUGACACCCAUGGAGCAGAAGCCCGGGUCGAAGCAAGGUACCUUACAAUUUGUGCUGAAAUCCUGUGUGAGGCGGAAGACAGACUCCAUAGACAAAAGAUUUUGCUUUGAUAUUGAGACAAUGGAAAGGCCUGGGACUAUCACCAUGCAAGCUCUUUCAGAAGCAAACAGACGUCUCUGGAUGGAGGCCAUGGAUGGCAAAGAGCCGAUCUACCACAGUCCCAUCACAAAGCAGGAGGAAAUGGAGCUGAAUGAGGUUGGCUUCCGAUUUGUCCGGAAGUGCAUCAACGCCAUAGAAACAAAAGGGGUUACAACGGAAGGUGUGUAUCGAACGGUGGGCAGCAACAUCCAGGUCCAGAAACUCUUGAAUGCAUUCUUUGAUGCCAAAUGCCCAGGCGAUGUUGACCUCCAGACCAGUGACUGGGACAUCAAGACAAUUACCAGCUCUUUGAAGUUCUACCUCAGGAACCUCUCUGAACCUGUCAUGACAUACAGACUUCACAAAGAAUUGGUCUCAGCUGCCAAAUCUGAGAACCUGGACUACCGGCUGGGAGCCAUCCACGCUCUGGUCUAUAAACUCCCUGAUAAGAACCGAGAGAUGCUGGAACUUCUCAUCAGGCAUCUGGUCCACCUGUGCUCACACAGCAGGGAGAACCUGAUGACUCCCUCCAACAUGGCAGUGGUAUUUGGUCCCACGCUUAUGCGGGCUCAGGAGGACACCGUUGCAGCAAUGAUGAAUAUCAAGUUCCAAAACAUCGUGGUGGAGAUCCUCAUAGAGCACUUUGACAAGAUAUAUUUUGGUCCCCCUGAGGACAAUGCCACCCCACCAGUGCCUCCUCCACGGGUGGCCACUCGGAGGCACAAGCCCAUCACCAUCUCCAAACGCCCUCUGAGGGAGAGGCCCGUCUUCUUCGGAGGUUCUGUGGAAGAGAAUGAAGGUGGCAGCCACGGCAUAACUCCCAAUGGCUUGAUUAUGCCCAGUUGCCCGGAAGCUCCCAGGCCGCUACAGCGGAGCAGGCUGCCUGCCCAGAGGAUAGUAGAGCUCGAUCCUGGGAAGCUCAGUCCAGAAAGCAGGCCUGACCAGUGUGCAGAGGUGGAUGUAGGAAGGCUGGUGUCCAGGCUGCAGGACGGGGGAGCCAAGUUUGCCAGCAAAGCUGCCAAUGGCGUCAUGCCCGGCCCUGCCUCUCUGAAGGUGUCCGCUGUCCACACAAAGAGGCCUGCACCAAGACCUGGGGUUUGUGGCAAAGAGGGAGAUUCUGAAGGCUUCGCUAGAGUGCGAUCUCCCGGAGAGAAACCAACCAUAACGCGUCCUCCAGUGAGACCCCCAGACCCUCCCUGCAAAGCCCCCACACCUCAGAAGCUGGAGCCGAAGCCAGAGCUAUUGACUGGUGGGCCAGCAGAUGCUCUUCCCUCUGUAGUGGCUUCCCGAACAAAGUUCUUUGAGACGGCGUCCUUCAGGACAGGAAGUUCCUCAUCACCUCAAGGCAGGCUCCCAAGCGACGAAAGCUGAGAGGCUAAAAGACUUUCACGUGGCUGACCCUGGCUGGUUCCGGAGAGAC